Molecule: messenger RNA, 1314 nt
Organism: Heterostelium album PN500
Lineage: Eukaryota; Evosea; Eumycetozoa; Acytosteliales; Acytosteliaceae
Product: RNA-binding region RNP-1 domain-containing protein
Exons: 7
Coding region: 1-1314 (437 amino acids)
Biological process (GO): regulation of RNA splicing
Cellular component (GO): nucleus
Molecular function (GO): mRNA binding
Source: RefSeq, a predicted model, not a curated record
AUGGAUGUAAAAAAAAGAGAUUAUUCAGAGUCUGACGAUGUUGAUUUGUAUGGUGCCAAUAGUUAUGACAAUGGCAUUGGAAAUGAUACAUUCCACAAGAGAAUUAAAGUUGAAAAUAGAGAUGGUUCAAUAGUUGCUUCAGGUACUGAUUUUGAUGAGGUAUUACAACCAAGUGCAGUUGUACAUUGCCGUGGAUUACCAUAUAAUAUAGGUGAAGCAGAGAUUACCUCUUUGUUGGCACCAUUCGGUAGAGUUGAGUCAGGACAAGCACUCAUCGAAAUGGAUUCUCUUCAAUCAUCCUCAGCCAUCAUUGCCCAAUCAUCCUCACCGACUCCCAUAUCUCUUUUCGGUCAAAAAAUCUUCUCACCCUACGGUAGAGUACUUAGAAUCGUUAUUUUCCAAAAGAAAGGAUUACAAGCAUUUGUAGAGUUUGAAUCACCAUAUUCCGCAUGGGUUGCAAAAGAUGCUUUGAAUGGACAGGAUAUCUAUACUGGCAGUUGUACACUCCAGAUUGAUUUCGCUCGUGUCAACAAGUUGAAUGUAAAGGUAAACGACGAGAAGACAACAGAUUACACAAUGGACUUGAUACAGCCACCCGGUGCACCCAUUGGAAUGACUGCUCACGGCUAUCCAUUCGCACCCGCCCAUAUGGAUCCAACUGGAUUCACCAAGCAAUCCGCCUACAUGAUGAAUCCCAGUGCAGCUGCCGCCGCUCCACACCCAAGCGCCGUCGGCGUCCAACCACACCACCCCGGAUUCAUGGGAUACCCCAUGGAGCCAAUGACUCAAUCGGUUAUCAUGGUUCACAAACUGCCAGAGAACAUCACCGCCGACCAACUCUUCAAUAUCUUCUGUCUCUACGGAACCGUAUUGAAGAUAAAGAUGCUCCACAACACCAAAUCCGGUGCUAUGGUGCAGAUGGCCGAUGGCAUCCAAGCAGACUCUGCCAUUCACUGCCUCAAUUUGGCCAACAUUUUCGGUCAAAAGAUACAGGUUUUCCACUCUAGACAUCCAUCGAUUGCCGACUCCGAAAAGACCAAAGACUACUCUGAAUCACCACUCAACAGAUUCAAAGCUGGUCUUGGCACCUACAAGAAUAUCUAUAAACCAUCUGCCACCUUACACUUUUUGAACGUGCCUAUGACAUUUACAGAAAAAGAUCUAACUCAUCUAUUUAUAAACUCUGGUGCAAGCGCUCCAAAUCAAGUAAAGUUCUUCCCACCACAACCAAGUAGCACUAAAUUGAUGGGAUUAGUUGAGUUUUCAGAUUUAAAAUCUGCAACCGAAGCAUUGAUAAUCGAUUUUAUUUGUUGA